Betta splendens (Siamese fighting fish) is the source of this 2299-nucleotide messenger RNA. RefSeq names its product tetra-peptide repeat homeobox protein 1-like. NCBI's taxonomy places the organism in Eukaryota, Metazoa, Chordata, Actinopteri, Anabantiformes, Osphronemidae. The record is from RefSeq and is a predicted model, not a curated record. Bases 40 to 960 code for a protein of 306 amino acids. The transcript is spliced from 2 exons.
GCACCAUCUGUCGAAUUAAAAGGCACAGUGUCAGAUGAGAUGCAGCGACAGGGGCCCUCGCAGGGGCCCUCGCAGGGGCCCUCACAGGAACCUCACAGGAACCUCAUAGGAGCCCUCACACCGGCCCUCACACUGGCCCUCGCAGGGGCCCUCACACUGGCCCUCACAGGGGGCCUCGCAGGGGCCCUCGCAGGGGCCCUCACACUGGCCCUCGCAGGGGCCCUCACAGGGGCCCUCGCAGGGGCCCUCACACUGGCCCUCGCAGGGGCCCUCGCAGGGGCCCUCACAGGAGCCCUCACACCGGCCCUCACACUGGCCCUCGCAGGGGCCCUCACACUGGCCCUCACAGGAGCCCUCACACCGGCCCUCACACUGGCCCUCGCAGGGGCCCUCACACUGGCCCUCACACUGGCCCUCACAGGAGCCCUCACACCGGCCCUCACACUGGCCCUCACAGGGCCCUCACACUGGCCCUCGCAGGGGCCCUCACACUGGCCCUCGCAGGGGCCCUCACACUGGCCCUCACAGGGGGCCUCGCAGGGGCCCUCGCAGGGGCCCUCACACUGGCCCUCGCAGGGGCCCUCACAGGGGCCCUCGCAGGGGCCCUCACACUGGCCCUCGCAGGGGCCCUCGCAGGGGCCCUCACAGGAGCCCUCACACCGGCCCUCACACUGGCCCUCGCAGGGGCCCUCACACUGGCCCUCACAGGAGCCCUCACACCGGCCCUCACACUGGCCCUCGCAGGGGCCCUCACACUGGCCCUCACACUGGCCCUCACAGGAGCCCUCACACCGGCCCUCACACUGGCCCUCACAGGGCCCUCACACUGGCCCUCGCAGGGGCCCUCACACUGGCCCUCACACUGGCCCUCACAGGGGGCCUCACAGGGGGCCUCGCAGGGGCCCUCGCAGGGGCCCUCGCAGGAUCCUCACUUUUCUUCUACUUUUCAUGUUCCAAUGACUUUUAAACAUACAAUAAGAUUAAAAACACCUGCAUCAGUAGCAGCUCGGAUCUGUUGGUGCUGAGGGACAAAGCGGACGCACUAGAACCUUCGUGGUCAUAAAGAGGGAGUCAGCUUCGUGUUCCAGUUUCAGGUCUUUCACUGGAUGAGUCGUUUCAGGAACAGCAAUGGGGAAGCUUCUCUGCGGGCUGAAACCGAAGCAGGAAGUGCAAACUCACCUCAACACAGAGUGUUUGACUGAAGUCAAGCAGCUGCUGAGUUGAGCUAGUUCCAGGUUCACUGAGUGGACGUGAUGGAGGCCAGGCUGUGUUGAGGACAACGGUGCUGCUGUGGAGGCUCCACCUGCUGAGCGUUGAUGGAGGCAGGAAUUCUGCGCCGAAUUGGCCUCACGCAGCAAAUACAGUGGUGGAAAUGACUGCAGCUGUCAUUCAGCAACACGUGAGCCGUGACUCAUCAGAUGGUUAUCGUGUCCGCGUCGCAGCGCUGGCUUCUGCUGUGACCUGAUCGUCGUGUGCAUUCACACUAUUAACGAAUCUGCUUCCUGUCACACAUCUGAUGUUUCUAACUGAAAGUUUCAGUUAGAGCCUGGUCUGUGGAACCUGCUCAGCUCAGGGCUGCUCUAUACACAGUGGUUAAUGUUUUAAUAGCUGGACAGCAGGUGAGGUCGAAGCUCGCGGCUUCCUGCUGCUUUAUAAAACGUUUUCUUGAGUGUGACGUCAGGUCUCAUCCAUCAAGCUGAUGAACUUCCUGCACGUCUUUGUUCCAGCUCUCUUUCAGACACAGUAGAGUAUUUUACUGUGGUUUGCAUGUCCCUCCUGAGGCUCAAUCAUACAAAAACGCAAACGACACCAGCGCCACAGCUCAAUUCAGAUGGUCUUUGUGUUAUUAUUUGUUGUGACUCAUAUUAGUACGGCUGCUUUUCCAGCUCAGCAAAGUGUAAGGUGUUUUUCCGACUGGGCUCAACUGAUGAGGCUUCAUUUGCUUACUGGCUGCAGCUCGUUUGAAUAGUGAGAGACAUCAAAACACACUCCAGGUCACCAGAACAUUUUCCUGGAAAGAGAAGCAAACAAUCCAACAGGUCGACAAACUCAGGGUGAGGUCUGGCACCAGCACCUGCAGCCGUCUGUCUGUUGAGUGUGUGUGCUUCGACUCUGACCCCAGGAUUACUCAUUAGCUCCCCAUGUCCACCGGUGGAAAUCUGUCCCCAGGAAGAGCUCUUAGUGUAAAAUGGAACCAACUGCAUUGACCACGGUCUACAUUUAGCCCCCAAACCUAAUAAGCUGGAAAUGUACUAAAGCUGGUGUCCCGGAGCCUGGAUUAAUCACGCAGACACUCACG